Molecule: messenger RNA, 2601 nt
Organism: Aspergillus affinis
Lineage: Eukaryota; Fungi; Ascomycota; Eurotiomycetes; Eurotiales; Aspergillaceae
Gene: nip1
Product: translation initiation factor eIF3 core subunit c
Exons: 2
Coding region: 1-2601 (866 amino acids)
Biological process (GO): translational initiation
Cellular component (GO): eukaryotic translation initiation factor 3 complex
Molecular function (GO): RNA binding; translation initiation factor activity; translation initiation factor binding
Source: RefSeq, a predicted model, not a curated record
AUGUCGCGUUUCUUCUACGGUGGCGGUAGCGACAGCGACAGCAGCUCGUCCGACGAGGAGGAGGUCUACAGCGAUCGUGAGGAGCAGGAGAAGAAGUCGGAUGAUGAAGAGUCCAGCGAGGACGACUCCUCGGAGGAGGAGGAAGAUUCCGAUGACGAAGCCGAUGAAGCCGGUCCCAACCGUUUCUUGAGGGACGUUUCGGAGAGCGAGGAAAGUGAGGAUGAGGAGAAAGUGACCGUCGUCAAGAGUGCCAAGGACAAGCGGGUGGAUGAACUUGAGGGCACCAUUAAGCUCAUCGAAAAUGCCGAGAAGAUUAACGACUGGGCUGUGAUCUCCGCCGAGUUCGACAAGCUGAACCGCCAGAUCGUCAAGGUUCUUCAGUCCGGCCCUGCUCCCAAGAUCUACAUCAAGACCGUUGCGGACCUUGAGGAUCUCGUCAACGAGACCAUUGUCAAGCAGAAGUCCUCGAACAAGAAGAUGAACACCAGCAACGCCAAGGGAUUUAACGCCGUCAAGCAACGUAUCAAGAAGAACAACAAGGAGUACGCCACUCAAGUCGAGAAGUACCGCGCGAACAAGGAUUCCUACAUGGAGGCCGACGAGGAGGUCACCAAGCCUGCCGCUGCCGCCCCCAAGCCCGUCAAGACCAAGGUUGAGCGUGUCGAGGCGCCUGCCGCCGUCUCCGCCGCCGACGAUGACGGCUUUGCUACCGUUGGCCGUGGUGGCAAGACUCUCCAGUACACCCCCGAGAGCAUCCUUAAGCAUCUCCGUGUGAUUGUCGAAUCUCGUGGAAAGAAGAACACAGACCGCCUUGAGCAGAUCCGAACGAUGGAGAAGCUUUUGGAAGUCUCCCAGUCUCCCUACCAGCGCAUCCGUGUCUACCUCACCCUCAUCUCGACCCGCUUCGACCUCACCUCCUCAUCCUCCGCGAACUACAUGAGCAUCGAUCAGUGGAAAUUCGCUGAACAGGAAUUCACCACUCUUCUUUCCGUCCUUGAGAGCAACCCCGACUACGUUGUCGCCGAAGGUGCCGAAGAGUGGGAGGACGAUGAGAAGCAGCCCCAGCCCACCGACGGUGAGAAGGUCUAUAUCCCGGGCAGCAUGGUCUCCUACGUUGAGAGACUCGAUGACGAACUCACUCGGUCUUUGCAACACAUUGACCCCCACACUUCCGAGUAUAUCGAGCGACUGAGCGAUGAGAAGCAGCUUUACACCGCCAUUGUCCGCGCCCAGACCUAUGUUGAGAGUCUCACCAAGUCUGACAAGAGCGACCCCCGGCAGGACAGCCUGAACCGGGUGGUCAUGAGGAGAUUGGAACACAUCUACUUCAAGCCUUCUCAGGUUGUUACCAUCCUGGAGGAGGGUACCUGGAAGACCCUGGACACCAAGCUGGAUUCGGCCAUCACCCCUCGCAGCAAGACCGGCGAUGUGACGAGCCUCGUUCAGACGCUCUGCAACUACCUCUUCAAGUUCAGCGAUGGCAUCAUCAGAGCGCGUGCCAUGCUCUCUCAGAUCUACUUCCUUGCCCUGCACGAUCAGUACUACCGCUCGCGUGACUUGAUGCUCAUGUCCCAUCUUACCGAGAGCAUCUCGAACUUCGACGUUAGCACUCAGAUUCUUUUCAACCGCACUUUGGUCCAGAUUGGCCUCUGUGCUUUCCGGGCCGGCCUUAUCUACGAAGCUCAGAACACCCUCUCCGAAGUCUGCGGCAGCGGCCGUCAGAAAGAGCUCCUUGCCCAGGGCAUCAUCCUCCAGCGUUUCUCGACUGUGUCGCCGGAGCAAGAGCGCCUUGAGCGCCAGCGCCAGCUUCCCUUCCACAUGCACAUCAACCUGGAACUCCUUGAAUGUAUCUACCUGACCUCCAGCAUGUUCCUGGAAGUUCCUCUGAUGGCCCAGACCUCGUCCGCCCCCGAGAUGAAGCGCCGUGUCAUCUCCAAGACUUUCCGUCGUAUGUUGGACUACAACGAGCGACAGGUCUUCACCGGUCCCGCCGAGAACACUCGCGAUGGUGUCAUCAUGAGUGCCAAGUUCCUUGCCGCUGGUGACUGGAAGAAGGCCGCCGAGAUGCUUGGCUCCAUCAAGAUCUGGGACCUGAUGCCCCAGCCCGACAAGAUCAAGGAGAUGCUGUCCCAGCAGAUCCAGGAAGAGGGCCUCCGGACCUACCUGUUCACCUACGCUCCCUUCUACGACAGCGUGGCUAUCGACACUUUGGCCAACAUGUUCGAGCUCCCCGAGAAGAAGAUUGGUGCUAUCAUUAGCCGCAUGAUCUCGCACGAGGAGUUGGCUGCUGCCCUCGACCAGGUCAACGGCGCCAUUGUCUUCCGCAAGGGUGUCGAGCUGUCUCGUCUCCAAUCGCAGAUCGUCACUCUUUCCGACAAGUCGAUGAACCUCUUGGAGGCCAACGAGAAGACUCUCGAGCAGCGCACUCAAGGCAUGGCCAACGCCUUCCAGCGCGAUCAGGGCGCCGGCGCCCGUGGUGGCCGUGGUCCUCGCCAGGGUCAGGCCCGUGGUGGCGCCAGAUUCCCUGGCGGUCAACAAGGUCGUCGACCUGGCGGACAGCAGUUCGGUGGCGGUGCGUUGGGUGGAGCUAUCAAGGCAUAA